AGUCAAUCCAGCAACACUGCCUUUACAUGUACAGCUCAAUGGAAAAUGUGGCUCACCCAGGUCUUCUGUGUGAUAUAUUUCACUGCUGUUUGUGCAGCUGAGGAUCCUCAAGAUGAGCCUCCCGUACCAUCUCUGCAGCUACUUUCCACCUGGUUGGAUGUGUUCCCUUCUGAGAAAGUGGAGUUCAGAUGUGGUAUUGCUGGAAGCUCCGACUGGAGCUUCACCUGGAAACGGAAUCAAGAGCAAGUGGAAGCUUCAGAUCCAAAUGUGUCACUGUUUACAGAUGGUUCAAAUCUUACAGUGACUGCAGCAGACCCAAACUAUUCUGGAAGUUAUUCCUGUAAAGGCCAACACAAAACAAACGGCAUUUAUACUGCAGAUAGUGCCCCACUCCAACUCAGAGUUCAGUCAAACAAACCCAGGCCCGCUAUGAGCCAAAAGCCAAACUUUAACAAGAUGUUUCCUGGAGAGUCUGUCACCUUCACUUGCACAGUCCGUGAGUCCUCUGGAUGGGAAUAUCUGUGGUUCCAUGAUGGAAAAGAAAUCCAUGCAUCUAGCUCCAUUUACACUAUAAAUCCUGUUGGUCAUCCAAACAAAGGACAGUAUCACUGUCAAGCCAAGAGAGGAAAAAUCCCAUUCUACUCAGAGGAGAGUACACCAACAGUUCUUCAAGUCUCUGAUCCACCUACACCCUCUCUGAAGUUGCAGACUUCUUGGCUGGAUGUGUUCGAGGAGGAGAACGUGGCAUUUAGCUGUGAAGUUGGCAUUUCUGACUGGACAUUCACCUGGUACAGGAAUAAAGAGGAGCUCCAGGCUGACUCUGAGCUGACAAUUGAUGAUGAGGGAACACUGCUCAACAUCACAUCCGUCAAUAAAGCCCACGGAGGAGUGUAUGCCUGCAAAGCUUACCUUGAAACCCGAAAUGUCACCUCCGGAUUCAGUAACACAGCUGCUGUCACAGUUUAUGACAACACGCCAAAACCAACUUUGCACAAAGUUCCUGUUUCCAACCCCAUGUAUGUUGGAGAAACAGUGAACUUCACGUGCAAUGUUGAUGUGUCUUCUGGCUGGGAGUAUCAGUGGUACAAAGAUGGAUAUGAUCUGCCUGCCACCAGCAAAAGCAAUGCCAUUCGUCUUGAUCUUUCCAAUGUGGGGAAAUACUCGUGCAAGGCCACCAGAGGCAAAAUCAUGUCAACCGAUAUCAGUGAGGAAAUGCAACUAGAUGUUCUUAAAAUUCCUGUUUCUUCCUUGAAACAAAUGACACCGUGGUUGGAUGUCUUUCCUGAAGAGAGUGUGCAGCUGAAGUGUGAGACGGAUCAAGGCACUGGAUGGACUUAUACUUGGUCCAGAGAUGAACGGGAGGUCAAGGCUGACAGUGUUGUGUCUUUUGACCUGAGUGGAUCGCUUCUUUCCAUCAAGUCUGCUUCGGCUGCACAUAAAGGACAGUAUAAGUGCAAAGGACACCUGAAAGAAAGGUCUGUCAGCAGCAACUCUAGCUCUGGACUAACUCUCACGGUGUAUGACAAGAAACCAAGUGUCAUUCUGACGCAGGAUCCAGACUACAAGGUGAUGUUCUCUGGGGAGUCAGUCUCCUUUAGCUGCCACAUUAAUGUUUCCUCUGGGUGGGAGCUCAUGUGGUACAAAGAUGAGAAGGAACUUUCCGGAUCCAAAACAAGAUAUCAUAACAUUUCUGUCAGCACAGCAACUGCAGGAUCAUAUAACUGCAGAGCAAAGAGAGGAACUGCAGAAGUCUUCCACUCCAACUACAGCCAAACUAUACACCUUCAAGUUAAAGAGAACAAGCCUAAACCCUUGAUGACACAACAGCCUAACGUAGACAAGGUGUACGUUGGAGAGUCAGUGUCCUUUGAAUGUAAAGUUGAAGCCUCAUCUGGUUGGGAGUACUUCUGGUACAAAAAUGAAACACAAUAUAUCAGGAGCAGCAGAUUUACCAUCAAUGCCACUCUAUCAGACAAUGGGGUUUAUAAGUGCCAGGCCGUAAGAGACAAAACAUUGUGCCACACAGAGUUCAGUGAUGAACGGACUUUACUCAUAUCUGAAAUUCCUGUCCCAUUAGGACAGUUAAAAACACCUUGGUUGGAUGUGUUCCCCACUGAAAGCGUGAAGUUGAGCUGUGGGAUGGAUGGCAGCUCUGACUGGAUGUAUACAUGGUACAAAGACAAACAGAAAGUCCAGCCUGCUGAUACCACACAUUUGGACUCAGAUGGAACUACUCUGUUCAUUGACUCUACUUCAGUCUCCCACCGUGGACGAUACAGCUGCUUAGCAAAACUCAAGAGCAGGUCUGUCGACAGCAGCCGCAGCUCUGAACUAACACUCAAUGUUUAUGAUACAAAACCAAGAGUCACACUGACACGGACGCCCACAUACAAUGUGACACACACUGGAGAUUUAGUCUCCUUCCACUGUCACAUUAAUGUGUCUUCUGAAUGGGAAUACAUGUGGUACAAAGAUAACAGAGCUAUUGUUGAAUCUGGAAACAAUCACACCAUCACAUCUGUUGCCAUCAAGAACACUGGCUCAUAUCAAUGCCAGGUUAAAAGAGGAAGGGAAGCGGUUUUUCUCUCAGACCCGAGUGAGGCUGUAAAUAUCAACGUCCUAGAGCGCCCACAGGCGAAUAUAAUCCUCUUAACUGGCUGGUCAGAGGUCUUCUCUACUGACAGCUUGGUACUCAAAUGUGGGGUCCAGGACAGCCAGGACACGUGGAACUACACAUGGUUUAAAGAAGACAAACAAAUCAACCAUCCACCCUCUGAGAAACACACAGUCACACCUCAGGACAACCCUGAGCAGAGUCAGUACACUUGCCGGGGCAAUCGCGACGGUAGACCAUCUUAUUCCAAAACCAGUCAACACUUCAUGACCAAGAACCUUCUUUUGAAGAGGAGGGUCCUUCUUUCCAUCUCUGGCUGUAUCUUCUUUGGGAUCAUCGCGGUUUUCCUCGGAUGCAUUAUCCUCAGAGUCUUCCACAAGCCAGCUGAUGAUGACGAUAGGCCAGAAGAGGCAGACCUCUUCCUCACCAUGGCUCAGCAAAAGGGAGCUGAUGUGCCCUGUCCACUGGUUGAGUACAUCACAGAUGCAACCCUGAAUGCUUCAUCUAAAGAAGUCGAAGAGAACGGCACAAUUUGCAGUGAAACAACACCAUUACCGAUAACUUCACAGGAAGACCAAGAUGUGAAGACAGAGAGCCAUGAUACAGCAAAAAACAACGGAGGGCUGGUUUCCUUUAUGCAAUGAGGCGCUGAAGCUCUGUUUGUGUCAGCAUAUAACAAGUCUGUCGACUGGUUAUAGGCGUUUCGCACUUCAAAACCUAAUUUUUGAAUGAAUGAUAACUUGAGAGACGAUUUUGCUAUUGUGUAAUGCUUACCACCGUGGAAGAGAAAGAAAUUUGGCCUAAGAGUGAAAUUCAGGGAAGCCUGAACUUUGCAUGUAAGACUCGUUCUCUCGGGCUCAUGGUCACAUGACAUGGUCAAGCUUUCAGCUUCAACUUUGCUUUGACCUGAAUGCUAAUAUUGUAAGUUUACUAUGUAAGAAUUAGCCUUAAUGUCUUAUAUUUAGUUUGAAAAAAUAGAUUUUCGUGAAUUUGGCUUCUGUACUCUGUAAAGAAUGAGCCAGCGAGACAUGAUGUCUGGAGGGAUUUAGUUUGAAUGUUGGAAAAGAAGGUGACACACUGACGCAGCAUACUGUUGCUACUAAAGAUCAACAUUGGUGGAUGAGUGGAUUCUGUAACUCUAUUGGUAGAUAUUUGUUGAUUUAGGCAUCAUCCAGCAUAGGUCGUUCUUAACAGGGAGAAAACAUGGCACAGUGUUUCCUACAAGAAUUCAAAGAAAUGUAUAUCUUCUUUUUUGGCAUAUGCUGUUUAAAUAGCAUGAUACAAACAGGAAUAUGAGCUUUCAGGGUUCAAAGGCAGGUCACAUUUCAUUCUCACCUUUAAGGUAAUUUAUUGUAGAGAUAUGUUUGACAGUCAUUGUCAUUCGAAUUCAUCUGAUAUUUUAUGAGAUAUUGACUAACAUAUGAGAUUAUGACAUAUUGCUGUGUUGAGAUGAAUUUUUCUGCACUCAAAAUAACUUUGUAUCACAAUACUGUUGAGAACUGUAGAUAAUUUAUUCACGUUUUAUCCAUGAUUUAAAUUGUUGAAGGUACUUAAAGGAAGACUUAACAAUCAACCUUUAGAACAUGUUUUUAAUUAUUGGAAGAAACAACAGAUGUUAGUAAAUAUUAGUCUUGUUCAAAGUUUAGUGACCAUUGUAUGAUAUUUAUCUGUAGUACAGAAAUGCCUUUCAAGCAUUUAGUGCCUCUUUAUGAAGUUAUCAAAAUAAAAAAAUACAAAA
Molecule: messenger RNA, 4352 nt
Organism: Labrus mixtus (cuckoo wrasse)
Lineage: Eukaryota; Metazoa; Chordata; Actinopteri; Labriformes; Labridae
Product: obscurin
Exons: 18
Coding region: 46-3258 (1070 amino acids)
Biological process (GO): cell surface receptor signaling pathway
Molecular function (GO): transmembrane signaling receptor activity
Source: RefSeq, a predicted model, not a curated record